UGUUUACAUUCUGAAAAUUCAGCACGCGGAUGGAUCCCCCAACCCAAGCUCAUUAGAUUGAUUGAUGCCGUUCAGAUUAUAAUGGCCAGAGAAUUUUCCUGCUUUUGAGAGAAUCGAAUUCGUGUACAGAGCAAUCUCCUAAGGCUGAGGGGUAAAUAGUUUUUAUUAGAAUAAGAAAUUUUCCCUUUCUGAGAAGUGAGAUGGGAUUAUGUUUAUGAGAUCGGCCAAUACAAUUCCUCUACUGAUUAUGUUAAAGAAAGUUUAUUUAUUUACCUUCUUUGAAAAGCACAAGCUGCAGUCAUUACCCUGUAGAAGCUGAAACGUACAAAACUUCUCUUUUGUGUUGUAAUUCUCGGUGUAGCUGCGCUACAAUUACGAGGAUUUUUGUGCUUGUCUUGAAUUCCUCGUGCCUGGAAAGACCAUGCAGCCUUCUAGAUUCCUUUUGUGCAUAAUAAUUGUCUCAUCGAUUGCAUUGCUUUCUUCUUAUGUCUUCCUGCUUCAAUCAAGUAUAGGUCCAUUGCUACCUGGAUCGGUUAUCGGGGUUGUCCUUGUUAAUAAAACAUCAGUUUACUUAAGAUCCAACAGUGUUUAUACUUAUAGAGACAAUGAACUUCCUCCUCACUUGCCUUGGGCGUUUUCAACAAAUAGUAGAAAACCCAAGUCAAGCCCCAAAGUUAAUAUUGAUCUGGGUUCCAGUUCAAAGAAGGAAACGGGGCUUUCUGGACUAGAGACGAAGAAAACCUGUGACCAAAAUCAAGCUAAGCUCAGGAUAUUUAUGUAUGACUUGCCUACUGAAUUUCACUUCGGUUUGUUGGGUUGGAAAGGGAAAUUGGGUCAAAUAUGGCCAGAUGUGAGUAACCCCAAUAACAUCCCAUCAUACCCUGGUGGGUUGAAUUUACAACACAGCAUGGAGUAUUGGCUCACAUUGGAUCUUCUCUCCUCAAAUAACCCAGGUGUGGGGAGGCCCUGUAAUGCAAUUAGAGUACAGAAUGCCAGUCAAGCAGAUAUAAUUUUUGUGCCGUUCUUCUCAUCUUUGAGUUACAAUAGAUAUUCCAAACUACAUGGAAAGGAGAAAAUAAGUAUGGACAAGAUGUUGCAGAAUAAACUGCUUGAGUUUUUGAUGAGUCGGGAUGAGUGGAAGAGGUCUGGAGGAAAAGAUCAUUUAAUUGUAGCGCACCAUCCAAACAGCAUGUUGGAUGCAAGGAGAAAGCUUGGUUCUGCCAUGUUUGUGCUAGCAGAUUUUGGGAGAUAUCCAGUUCAGAUAGCAAACUUAAACAAGGACAUAAUUGCUCCAUACAAGCAUGUUGUGCGUGUUGGUAGCAACUAUGUGCCAUUUGAGGAACGUCCAAUCUUGAUGUAUUUUCAGGGAGCAAUUUAUAGAAAGGAUGGAGGAGUCAUUCGUCAACAACUCUACCAUCUUCUCAAAGAUGAAAAAGAUGUGCACUUCACCUAUGGAAGCCUUCAUGCAAAUGGAAUCAGUAAGGCAGGCCAAGGGAUGGUGUCGUCCAAAUUCUGUCUGAAUAUUGCUGGAGAUACACCAUCGUCCAACCGGCUCUUUGAUGCUAUUGCAAGCCAUUGUGUCCCCGUGAUUAUCAGUGAUGACAUUGAGCUUCCAUUUGAGGAUGUCUUAGACUACUCAGAAUUCAGUAUAUUUGUUCAAGAAUCUGAUGCUCUAAAGAAGGGGUUCCUACUAAAACUACUCGGAGGAAUUAAAAGAGACAAGUGGACCAAAAUGUGGGAAAACCUAAAAGAAGUUGAACAUCAUUUUGAGUAUGGAUAUCCAUCCCAGCCAGGGGAUGCUGUAGAAAUGAUUUGGGAGGCAGUGUCCCGCAAGAUGUCAUCCAUUCAACUUAGGCUGCAUCGGCAGAAAAGAUUCCGUCGAUUUCAGCUCAUUGGGAAGAGUAUGUAGCUGUAGGAUUAUAAAAUACCCAGACGAAAUUGUUUUUUAUAUAUACCACAUCUGCAACUAAUAAGGAAAUACUGGUGUUGAAAUUCUUGAGAUAGAUACAUGUAAAUUAAAUAUCUAUAGUAGCAUUUUCUUUUUCUAUCAUUUUCCCCUUUUCUGACUCCAAUUGUAAUUAGGAACAAGAUUGUUGUUUCAAAAUAUUUAUACACAACUGACUUCAAUA
Molecule: messenger RNA, 2129 nt
Organism: Nelumbo nucifera (sacred lotus)
Lineage: Eukaryota; Viridiplantae; Streptophyta; Magnoliopsida; Proteales; Nelumbonaceae
Product: Exostosin family protein
Molecular function (GO): glycosyltransferase activity
Source: RefSeq, a predicted model, not a curated record